Cuscuta campestris is the source of this 1791-nucleotide messenger RNA. NCBI's taxonomy places the organism in Eukaryota, Viridiplantae, Streptophyta, Magnoliopsida, Solanales, Convolvulaceae. The record is from the annotation of a GenBank genome assembly.
AAUCAUUGUCUCACACACAUAUUUUUUAGUUGAAAGAACUGCUCCAUAACCUUCAAAAGUCUAUGCAAACAUAUCUUGAUGGAGUCCUUGCUUGCUUUGCAGGUUCAGAGAAAAAAAAAGGUUGGGCCGUGUGAGUUUUUUUUGUUUUGGGCUGGCUAUUUGUUUUGGACUGGUCUUAGUGGUGGACUUGACUUUCUGACGGAAAAAAAUACCAAGAUCUGAAAUAUUUGUACCGGGUAUCUCGUCUAGUCGUUUGAUAUGGCAGAAGAUGGGAAGUUCCAAAUUGAGAAGUUCGAUGGUACAGAUUUCAGUUGGUGGAAGAUGCAAAUUGAAGAUUUGCUGGUUCAGAAAGAUUUGGACGUGGUUUUGGGUGACAAGCCAGAAAAGAUGUCGGAUGCAGAUUGGGCAGGUUUGGAUCGGAAAGCUAUGUCCGUGAUCCGUCUCUCGUUGACCAAGAAUGUUGCGUUCAACAUUCUGAAGGAGAAGACAACGAAGGGAAUAAUGGAAGCGCUGUCUAAUAUGUACGAGAAGCCAUCUGCAGCGAAUAAAGUUUUUCUGAUUAGAGAGCUGGUGAACACAAGGAUGAAAAAUGGCACUUCAGUUACCGAGCAUAUCAACAAGUUGAAUUCGAUCUUAGCCAGACUUUUGUCAGUUGGCAUUAAGUUCGAUGAUAAAGUUCAAGCUUUACUACUGUUAUCGUCAUUGCCUGACACUUGGUCCGUAACUGUUACAGCAGUUACCAGUUCAGCGGGACCUGACGGAUUCACUUUUGAGAAGAUUCGUGACCUUGUUCUUGGCGAAGAUGUCAGAAGAAGGAGUUCUGGUGAGUCUUUGGAAGAAUCACUAAAUAUCGUCAGAGUGCUGAAGACCCCUGUCAGUUUCUGGACUUUGAAGGAUGUCAGAGUGGUUCCAGCCUUGAAGAAAAGUUUGAUUUCUGUUAGGCAGUUGGACGAACAGGGACACGAGGUGAAGUUCGGAAAUGGGCAGUGGAAGGUCGUGAAGGGAAAUCUUGUCAUGGCCCGUGGAAGGAAGAGAGGUUCGUUGUAUAUGGUCGAGUUACCAUCUGAGGGAGUGACCGUCCCAAUUCAGAAGAAAAACGAAGUCCGGUUCACAGAGUCUCGUGGGCAGAAGAAGGUUUUCUAUGCAAGAAAGAAACCCAGAGCCACAGGUCACACUCAGGAUGAACGAGCGAGGAAAGGUUCAAUGAGGCCAGUCAGAGAAAAUUUCUUGCUCAGUAUGGAGAUUGUUUGUUCUCAGGAUGUUCCAGGAUCCGGCAGUGCGUGUGUGCAGUGGGAGCCGGUAGGGACCGAGGAUGAGUCAGGGAUGUUCCCAAUGCACUUUUUCCUAAUUCUGGACGUGGUAAUUAUCAUGGAUGUGGGAGAGGCGGUUACCGUGGCAGGGGAGGUCCACCUCAUGGUGGAGGCUACGGAGGAAGAGGAGGUCGUCCACCGUAGCGUGAUGCCUGUGACAACAGUGGCAGAAUCGUACAGCAAGGGAGUUCGGUCACGUGGCAUCUUUAUGGCAAACCUAGACAUGCAGUAUGAAAUUGUUGGCACCGUUUUGAUGAAUCAUAAGAUGGUCCACCACAGUCUUAUUACACAUUACACAAGUCAAUCUGCUGAACCAAGUAAGAGUUGAAAUCUGGACACAUCCCCAAAUGCGCAUGUGACUUUGGAUUUUUCCAAGCUGCAAAACUCUUUUUUCAUAUCAAGGAACCAAUUCUAUCACCACUGCGAGAGGCCAAAUUGUAUACAUGCAUGGACUUUGGCUCAAUCAAGGGUAUGUCCUAUU